AUGGCUCCUCUCUUUCCAGCGUCUGAUGAGUUCAAGGCCGCGUUGGCCGCUCGCCAUGUCGCCGCUCAGCCGUACGACGGCCCACCCUUUCCCUUCCUGCAGCUCCCCCGCGAGAUCCGCGAUGUGAUCUACGAGUACGCGCUCGUUAUGCCGCGCAACACGCCGCAGGACCCCGAUCUCUGGUGCGACGGAAAGAAACAGAACAAUGCCUUCGAGCCCGCCCUCGGAAACACCGUUCCCAUCCGCCUGACCCUCAUCGCCGACUUCCGGGGCCUCUCCGAAUGGACCACCAUUACCACCGACGACGGCGAUGAGGACAACGGCGCGAGACGGCGGCCGCCGCCGCGCCUCAGCACCCACCCGCCCUGCUUCCACCGCCCCAACCACAUCCCCCUCGCAACGGGCCUCCUCACUGCCUCCAGGCAGCUCGCGGCCGAAGCCCUCCCUGUGGUCUACAGCCUAAACGCCUUUGCCGGCUGCCCCCGUACCAUCCACCAUUUCCUGACCACUAUAUCUCCGCGCGCGGUGCCCCUCAUCCGCACCCUCCACGUCUGGGGCCUCGAGCCCCCCAGCCCCCCUCUGCACCUCAACCCCACCAUGGCCUUCUACCCGCGCUUCAACUACCAUGCCCUGCCCCCACCGCCCGACGACGGCGGCCUCCCGAAGCGCCGGUGCGGCACGACGUGGAACGCCGGGUACCGCGCCGGCGAUGAGCCGCGCGUGUUGGAGUUGAGCCCCGCGGCGACGGGCGUCCGGGAGCUGGGCCUGGUCUUUUGCGAGGAGCGGCUGGUCGGCGGGAGGAGGGCGGCGCGCGAGGAGGACGGCGGCUCCGCUUACGCCGUGGAUGCGCGCGAGGCGGCGGAGGUGGUGUGCGGGUAUGCGGGCGCAUGGGUCGAGGCGUGGGUGGGAAGGGAGAUGGAAGAGGGGAAGCGGGAAGAGGCGGUGGUGGUGGAGGAGUGCGUGGGGAGGGUGGUUAGGGUGGUUGCGGGGCCGGAUGGCUACAGAAGCUCAGAGAUUGAUGAGGGAGUGUUUCGGAGGGAGUUGGGGGCGUUGGUGCGGAGAAGGUUGGCAGAGAGGAGGAGUAGGUAG
Molecule: messenger RNA, 1089 nt
Organism: Lasiodiplodia theobromae
Lineage: Eukaryota; Fungi; Ascomycota; Dothideomycetes; Botryosphaeriales; Botryosphaeriaceae
Product: Glucan synthase protein
Exons: 3
Coding region: 1-1089 (362 amino acids)
Source: RefSeq, a predicted model, not a curated record